This is a messenger RNA of Protobothrops mucrosquamatus (brown spotted pit viper), 1169 nucleotides long. RefSeq names its product zinc finger AN1-type containing 1 (gene ZFAND1). The transcript has 8 exons. Gene Ontology annotation, molecular function: zinc ion binding. Gene Ontology annotation, cellular component: cytoplasmic stress granule; cytoplasm. Lineage: Eukaryota; Metazoa; Chordata; Lepidosauria; Squamata; Viperidae. Bases 46 to 849 code for a protein of 267 amino acids. Gene Ontology annotation, biological process: cytoplasmic stress granule disassembly. The record is from RefSeq and is a predicted model, not a curated record.
GUUCCCGGAAGAAAGUGACGGCCUGCACAUGCGCUGUUGGGAAACAUGGCGGAAUUGGAAAUCGGGCAGCAUUGCGGGGUUGAAGAGUGUAAACAGCUCGAUUUCCUCCCUUUUGUCUGUGAUGGCUGCUCAGGAGUUUUCUGUAUUCAACACAGAAGUCGAUCUGCUCAUAGUUGUUCUGAGGCAAAUCUAAAAAACAAAAAUAUGAAACUGGAUUAUCACAAAUCAUUUUCAUGCAUGUAUAAAGGUUGUGAUGGAAGAGAACUUGUACCCGUCUUAUGUGCUUACUGUGAAAAACAGUUUUGCUUAAGGCACCGUCAUCAGUCAGAUCAUGAGUGUGAGAAACUGGAAAUCCCUCAAGCUCGUAUGACUGUCACUCGGCAACUGAUUAAAGAUAUUGUAGAUUCUAAAAAAGAAGCCACUGUGAUUAAAAAAUGCAGAGGAGCCAAGAAUCCUGAAACAGCUGCAAAAGUGGCCCUGAUGAAACUGAAAAUGCACGCAUGCGGGGAGAAAUCUGUUCCACAGACAGAUAGAAUCUAUUUCCAAGUAUUUUUACCCAAAGGAAGUAAAAACAAAAGUAUACCCAUGUACUUUUGCAGCAAAUGGAGCAUUGGCAAAGUGAUAGAUUCUGCAGCCCGUUUAGCAAGCCUUAAAAAUGACAACAACAUAACCACAGCCAAGAAAUUAAGACUUUGCCACACAGCAUCUGGAGAAGCCCUGCCUUUGGAUCACAUAGUAGGAUUUUGGAUAAACUCUAAAGAAUUGCCGCUGUAUAAUGGUGGAAAUGUAAUUCUGGAAUAUCUUGAUAAUGAUGUUGAAUUUUUAGCAGAUGCAGAUUCUUAUCUAUAGUAAUUACGGAAAAUAUUGCUUUUGUAAUUAUUGUAUCAGACUGAACACAAGAGAAAAAAUUCUAUUUUGCUAGCUCUGUGGUACAAGAGUGAUUUUCCCUGAGAAACAGGAAUUCAGUUUAAAAAGGAAUCUGUAUUUAGUCUGUUAUUUUCCUAAGUGGGCAAAUACAUUUGUCAUACAUGUCGUCCCAUGUAUUGAAAAUUGACUUCAGAUUGACAGCUACUCAACUGAAAAGUAUCUGUGGUGCUUAAUCUGUGCAUCUAUGCUGCUGCAUAUAAUAACCUAAAUGUAGAUUAUUAUAAACUUAGUAUCCAAAUACA